This is a messenger RNA of Malassezia globosa CBS 7966, 168 nucleotides long. RefSeq lists its product as uncharacterized. NCBI's taxonomy places the organism in Eukaryota, Fungi, Basidiomycota, Malasseziomycetes, Malasseziales, Malasseziaceae. Bases 1 to 168 code for a protein of 55 amino acids. Gene Ontology annotation, molecular function: acid phosphatase activity. The record is from RefSeq and is a predicted model, not a curated record. The transcript is spliced from 2 exons.
AUGAAACAUGCUGUGCUAACGAGCAAAGCCCUCUUUGAUUACUUGGAGAUCUAUCCUGGCUCCAAAACGACUCAUUUUCGACGCUUGGCUGAAGUCACAGGCAUCGAUUUCAGGGACAUGUUGUUUUUCGACGAUGAACAUCGAAACGGUAUGCACUUGUCAUCUUGA